AUGAAGAUCGUAGCGCUAAUAAGCGGUGGAAAAGAUAGUUGUUUUAAUAUGAUGCAUUGCGUUGCUAAUGGUCAUCAGAUUACUGCAUUGGCAAACUUGAAGCCUCUUACGGAUUCUCGAAAAGAUGAACUUGAUAGUUUUCUUUAUCAAACGGUUGGUCAUAAUGCGAUCUCAUACUAUGCCGAAUGUAUGGGCUUACCUUUAUACAGGCGUGAAAUUUUUGGUCAAUCAUUAAUACAAGAUGCAGAUUACAAGUUGACUAUCGGUGAUGAAACUGAAGAUUUGUUUGAAUUGUUGAAAGAAGUUAAGGAAUCAAAUCCAGAUGUUCAAGGAGUUUCUGUUGGUGCAAUAUUAUCAAAUUAUCAACGUGUCCGUGUUGAAAAUGUAUGUAGUCGAUUAGGGCUUACACCUAUUGCAUAUCUUUGGCGAAGAAAUCAAAAGGAAUUGCUAUCUGAAAUGAUUGAUGCUGGGAUUAAUGCUAUAUUGAUUAAAGUUGCUGCUAUUGGCGAGUGUCUCAAAACAACACAUUUGGGUAAAUCUAUUAAAGAGCUAUAUCCUUAUUUAUGUAGUUUGAAUGAAAAAUAUGAUGUUCAUAUAUGUGGUGAAGGAGGUGAAUAUGAAACAUUUAUUUUGGAUUGUCCAUUAUUUAUCAAGAGGCUACAUGUUGAAAAUAGUGAAAUAAUCAUGCAUUCAGAUAAUGCAUUUGCAGAAGUAGCUUAUCUUCAAUUAAAAAAGUUAGUUGUGAUGGAUAAACCAGUUAACAUUGCUAUGACGAACUUGAUUAAAGUUCCCGCAUGGAGUGAUGGUUUUGAAGAUAUCUUGAGUAAAGCAGAGAUAUUUAAAGGCGAGAAUGUAUUAAAAAACGUCGUUCCGAAAAUAGACAUUGAUUACAUCCCAGAGAUGAAUAAUGAUUACAUAGAACUUUAUACUGCGCAUGCAAAUCCACCUUAUUUCGCCAUAUCCGGAACUACUGCUUAUAACCAUAAAAGUUCUCAAUCUCCGUUGAAUACGAUUGAAGAAGAAACGCGUGUAUGUAUGAAGAACCUCGAAGAAAAGUUGGCUAAAUUAGGAUUAAAUUGGGCCGAUGUCAUAAAUAUGAACGUGUUUAUCAAAGAUAUGAAAGAAUUUGGGAGAAUGAAUAUGAUUUAUAAAUCUUUUUUCGAUAUAAACCCACCAACUAGAGCAUGUGUUGAAUGUAACCUUUCAUCACCGGCGAAUGUCCAGAUCGAUUUAGUUGCUAUAAAAUUUAGUGACUAUUCAAACAUUAAACCAAUAAACAAUCAUGCAUAUAUAGCAGGACAAAUUGGUUUAAUUCCUGCAUCGUUGAAGUUUCCAAAUCCUCUAAGUCUACAAUCCCAAACCAUACUUUCAUUAAAAAAUUUAGAAAGAAUUACGUCAGUUUUGGAAUUGGAUGUUUGGAAAUUUUCGGUGGGGUGUAUUUGUUUUGUUGAUGAGGACACGUCUUUUGAAGUUGUGCAAAAGGCUUGGAAGCAUAUUUGUGAAUGGAGAAAGGGUGAAAAUUGUUGCAAGAUACCACCGAGUCUUUACAUUGCCGUACCAUCACUUCCUCGGGAAGCUAAAGUUGAAUGGCAAGUUUUGUUACAUGAUGGAAAAAUAAACCGCAAAAAUUAUAAUGACGAUUUGGAAGAAGGUGUAAAAUCAACGAUAAAUUCUAAAUUCCCAUCAGAUAUGAAACCUGCCAUGACAUUUAUUCCAGUUAUAGCCAUUAGUGAGGAAUGUGCGGUGGGUAUUUGCGUUCAAUGUGGUUUCUGA
Dentiscutata erythropus is the source of this 1773-nucleotide messenger RNA. The record is from the annotation of a GenBank genome assembly. Lineage: Eukaryota; Fungi; Glomeromycota; Glomeromycetes; Diversisporales; Gigasporaceae.